GACUUCUAGUCUGCUGUUUGUUUCGAUAUGAUAUUUGCAUGUAUCUUUUAUUUAUAGGAAAACAAUCAUUUUAAUACAGUCUAAAAAAAAGUUUCUGAUCGUAAUGCAUGAGAAGCUAAACAUGUUAACACCAUAAUAUUACAUUUAAUGUAAGAUAUUACCGGCCUUCUUAAAUUGGUUUUUAAUCAACAUGGCGGCCUCCGAUGUGCAACAAACACCUGACAUCUCUUGUAUACUUACCAAAAAUAUUUCCCGUAUAAAUUCAGGAAACAUGCGUUGUGGACCACAUUGUAAAGCUGGUGAAAUCAGUGAAGAUGUUUUACGUGCUGAAUUUCAUGAAAUGUUCCGUCAGUAUUCAGAUCAAAAGAAAAAAAUUGAACCCAAGAAAAUCAAGAAGAAAUCAAAAUCCAAAACUAAAGAUAAGCAUAAAUCAAAGGGAGAUUCUGCUGAAUUAUCAGCACUUCAGCCUCCUUUCUUAGCCGUUCGAAGUAAUCCUUCUUCUUUUGUUGUAUUUGCAAUUGUACGGCUAUGUGUUUUAGAAAAACAAACAUGUGAAGCUACUCGUUUGUACCUUAAAAGCAUAACAUCAAGCUUAACAGAUUCUGAAUCUGAUGAUGAUGAUGAUAACAGUAAUGAAGGUUCUAGAGUUCCAAAGAUUGUUGGUAUUGGCCUUUGUGGAGUAUUCGAAUUGAUUAAAGAAAGUCAAAAAAACCAUCCACAUUUUUGCAUGAGAGCACUUCAAGCAUUAUUAGAUAUGCUACAAGGUCAGCAGCCUGAAGGAUUGAAAGGGGAACCUCCUGAUGUUAUUGAUGCCUUAUUUGAUUUGCUAUUAGACAUAUCUUCAUCACCAUCCAUAUUGGACCAAGCACACAGUAGUUAUACUUGCAAUCUUACUUCUUUUGCUUGUGCUUGCCUUCUUAGUCUAGUAAUUGCAAGAGGUGAUACUGGCAAAUUGCUUAGUGCAGCUUCUGCAAUGCUUAUGAGCUCUCAAGCUCUUGCUUCUGAAGAAAUUCCAACUCCUGGUAUAAUGUCAUCCCUUCAAAGAAGUGUACAUGCUGUUUUGUUUGGUAAAACUAUCGGUCCUGAUUGGCUUAGCCAUGGUUUUCCAAACAGUGCUUUGUGUGGUUCAUUUUUUGUACAGAUUCCUAAAACCAAAUACAGGCAAGGUUCACCUAUUACUAGUGAUGGAAAGUAUUUGUAUAUUUUUUCUGGAGGAUCAAUUUAUAAAGUUGGCUCGGGCUUUGGUGGUACUAUCAAGGGGCAGAUAAUUAUGAGUCGUGGUGGUUUAAAAAUUGAAGAAAAGGGUUGGCUUGGCUUUUGUAAAGGAUAUUUAUAUUUUCAACCUCAAGCUGGAGCUUGCAAUGAAUUGCUCAAAAUAGAUGUGGAAACCUUGAAAGAAAAAGAACAUGUGAAAGUAGAUGUGACCGAAUGGGGGCCUUGUGCUUUUUUUACUGAUGGUGAUGACCUGGGACUUAUUAUAGCUACAAAAGAGGAUAGUUUUAUAAUCAAAAUGUACAAAACUGGUGUUUCUCCCAUGCCAUGUGUCCAUGAAUUAACAUUGAAAUUAGCUAGAAAAUGUUUAGAUGUUUUUGGUAGUGGAAUAUUUGAAGAUGAAGCUACAUACCAUACUAUAAAUUUACCUGCUGAAGAUGAACCUGUUAGUAUUGCCUGUGGCAAAGAUUUUGCUUUGCUGAAAACUGUCAGUGGAAAGAUUAUGUAUUCAGGUAAAGCUCAAAGUAUGGGAAUAAAACAAGGUGGUCCUGCGAUGGGAAAAUGGACAGAGUUACCAAUAACCAAGUCACCAAAAAUUGUUCAAUAUUCUGUUGGUCAUGAUGGUUUACAUGCUCUGCUUGUUGCUGAAGAUGGUAGUGUGUUUUUUGCUGGAACUGCUCGACGAGGAGAAGAUGGAGAUCAAAGUAAAGGCAGGAGACAGCCAAAGCCCACAAAACCGAAAAAGAUGAUAAAACUUGAAGGCCAUCACAUUGUAACAUCUGCAUGUAAUAAUGGAACUAGUGCUUUAGUGUCUCAAUCAGGAGAAUUGUAUUUAUUUGGAAAAGACACAGCUCAUGCUGAUCAUAACACAGGACUCGUCACUGAUAUAAAAGAACCAAUCAUCCAAGUUGCCCUUGGCAAAGCCCAUAUUCUUGCUCUGACUAACAAAGGUUAUGUUUAUACUUUUGGAAUAAACCAUAAAGGACAGUGUGGUCGAGAAUUCAGCCAUGGUGCAAAUAGAGAAGCUCCUUUGCCUAUUGCAAUGGCAACUGCGACUGAAGAAGAUGGGGAAGAUGAAGAUGUGGAGUCAGAAGAGCCUGAUAUUAUUUGUCCAGCUGGUAGGCAUCAAUGGAAUCAUGAUCACUGUAUGGUAUGCACAGUAUGUGGAGAAUGCACUGGUUAUGGAGCCAGUUGCAUUGCUAGUGGAAGACCUGACAGAAAUCCAGGACAGCCAUGUGGAUGUGGUGCAGGUGAUUCAGGUUGUGUAGAAUGUGGUUGCUGUCGCUCUUGUGCCCGUGAAAACGAUCAAGAUUUUGAUGUUGCUGCUGCAUGGGGCCAACUUGUUGCUGGUGGAUUAGUUGACAAUAAACAAACUGAUAUCAUAGUUUUUGAUGUCAGAUGUGGGCGUGCUGGAGUACGACUAGAAGAUCGACUUAGACGUAGGAUUGAAGAAUAUAGAAUGAGGCAACGUAGAAGGCAGGUAAUCCAAUCUGUCAAAGCCAUGAAAUCUGGUCUUGCUGGGUUGAAUAAAUUACGCAGUGAUGUUCCUGAAAAAAGCUCUCCACCUAUUAUUGAUGAUGUUGUUGGUAGUGACCAGGAGCGUGAGACGACAAAGUUGACUGCCUUAUCUCCAGCUCGGAUGCAUAUGCCAACUGAAGUCCCUGUUGUUCAGAUAGCUUGUGGUUUACAUCACAAUGUACUAUUAUGUCAAAAUGGUGAUGUCUAUACCUUUGGAAAUAAUCAGCAUGGACAGUUAGGUCUUGGGGAUUUUAUGAUAAGAGGAACUCCUACAUUACUUAAGUAUCCAUCUUCUCUUCAGUCAUCCACUAUAAUUCAGAUAGCCGCUGGCAGCUGUCACACUGUUCUUUUGAAUUCAUUGGGACAAGUAUAUACUUUUGGUAGCAACCAGAAAGGUCAGCUGAGACGUUCUCCACCAAACUCAUCAGUGGAUGAAAGUUGCCAAGAUAAGAAGAAAGCAGAACUUAACAAAGAUUUGACUUGGUGUUCAAUACCUGGUCUCAUUCCUAAUAUAGGUACUAAGUAUGGCCGUCGAGCAACUUGGGUUGGUGCAUCUGGAGAUCAAACAUUUGUAAAAAUCGAUGAAUCUCUCAUUAAUUCACAUAACCUCAGCAAAUCAAGUAUAGUCUGCAGUAAAACUUGCAUUGGCAUUAUUCCAAAUGUUGUGGAGCAAUCUUCAUCAUUUAAAAGUUUAGUUAUAAGCAAAGCUGAUGGUACUUGUCGUAGUUUCAGUUCUGAAGAUCAGUUGGAGUUGAAAGAUUGUUCUAUAUGCCUUGACAGUAUUUAUAAUGUUUUAUGGAGCUUCUGUCCAUCGACACAAAGGAUUAGUUUGUAUAAUGUUAUUGUCACAGAGCUUCAGAAUUUUUCAAACGUUGCCUCUCAAGAACCUGCUGGUGCUUCACUUUAUAGCAAAGAUUUUGAACCAUCUUUACCAAGAAUACUGAAUUCUGAACUCAUGCUUCCUUACAAGGCUGGUGUUCCAGUUAGUAGAGCCCAUGCAGCUCUUAAUAUUUUAAGCACUUUAGAUACACUAACUUCAGCUCAAGAACAGAACUUGCAAGUUCUUAGUGAUGACCGGAAGAGACAAAAUCUUAGUAAAGUUUACAGCAAAGAAGACUUUUCUGUUGUCAACAGAUUUGAUAGUCAUGGUGGUGGUUGGGGCUAUUCAGGACAUUCCAUUGAAGCUAUUCGUUUCAUGGCUGAUACUGAUAUUCUUCUGGGAGGAUUUGGCUUGUUUGGUGGAAGAGGAGAAUACACUGCAAAACUAAAGGUAUUUGAUAUUGGACCAGAAGGAGGUGAUCAAGAAAUUGAUGGGGAUAUACUUGUUGAAACAGAUGAAAUUCCUUAUGAAUGUGGGGCCCGCCACAAGUAUCCUAUGCUGUUUGAUGAACCUAUUCAGUUAUCUGCAAAUAGAUGGUAUGUUGCAUGGGCUAGAAUAUCUGGGCCUAGCAGUGACUGUGGCUCAAGUGGACAAUCUGUUGUCACUACUGAAGAUCAAAUAGUAUUUUAUUUUAAAAGUUCAAAGAAAAGCAACAAUGGAACUGAUGUUAAUGCCGGCCAAAUACCUCAGCUAUUGUAUAGUCACAGACUUUGUCUGAAAGAUUGUUUCCAUUCCUUGUUGAGGUUAUUGAGGUGGGCAUGGCAGUCCUUCAAAGCUGGAUAUUGUGAAGCUAUUUUAGGAUCAACGAUGCCUGCUGUUGCUGCACUUUUGGACUUGGAGAGACUAGAAUACAUAUGCACCUCAAGUCUGCAUUUGUUAAAAAUUUAUAUCAAUGAAAUAUACCCCAAUAGUUCUGUUUCUAAGAAAGUGCCUCCUGAAGUCCCAAAAUUAGCGGAAUGUGUCGCAGAUGUACGAGCUUUACUUCAACAUAUUCUCUCUGAUAGAUUGCCAACUGCACAAGUAAAAUCACCAUUUUCAGGGAUUCCAACAUCAUCCUCUACAUCAGCUUUGCUUGUAAAUUACUUGCAUGCAGUUUUGGAAGAAUGUCAUGAAACGUUUUUAGCUUGUUAUCAUGCAUUUUAUCCCAGUUCACAGCUGAAAUGGAAAGGACUAUGUGACUUGUUAUUAACAAUCAAUGUGCCCUGGGUUGAAGAAACAGUUGAAGGUGAUCACCUUCUAGCUGCUAUGUUAGCAUCCUUAUGUGCAUCUUCUAUUAGAUUGACCUCAACUUUGCCUGUAACAUUAGAAACUGAUCUACUAAGUGAUUCUUCACCAAUUACUCCUGAGCCGAAUCCCGAUUUAAGCCCUGGAGCUUCUAAUGGGCAUACACAAGAAAUGUCACCAGGAAUAUGUGGGUCUGAAGUCCAUCGAUACCCUGUUCUUGUUGAUUAUGUCACUUUAAGGACUGAGCGAGAAGGUUGUAAUCCUGGCCCUCAUAGCUUCAGAGAAGUGUUAGAGCGCUUACUGUCUAUUGUAAAACAGCCUUUAGAUGCCAUGCUAUAUCAGGAAAGUAUCCAACACUCUUCUAAACUGAUAACAAAUGCUUGUGCAUUCAUUGCAGUUAUUGUAGCAGAGUUAUCUUAUCAGUCAGCUGGUACUGUACUGGACAUGCAUGGAACAAGUGGCCAAGUACUGCAUGUUACUCCAUCACGUUUCACAAAAGUAAGCCAAAACAGAACAUGGAACACUGGGAAUGGUUCACCAGAUGCAAUUUGCUUUAGUGUUGAUCGUUCUGGCAUUUUGAUAUCUGGUGUCACUGUUUAUGGAGGUGUUGGAACUGAAUGGCAUUAUGAACUAGAAUUGCUGGAUGAUCAAAGUGGUGGUAGUGCUGAUCCUUCUCAUACUCAGAGAUGGAAAACUCUAGCUAUUGUUCGUGGGACAUUUGGUCCUGAAGAUUGUUAUGGAGAUGUUGCUGAAAUAAAGUUUGAGAGACCUGUUGCAAUCAAGGAAAAUGUCAAGUAUGCUGUGCGAUUAAGAAACCAUGGUUCUCGGACAAAUAAUGGUGAUGGUGGAAUGUCUCAAGUUAAAGGACCAGAUGGCUGUAUUUUCACUUUUAGUGACUGCUCCUUAAGCUUUAAUGGUACAAAUCAUACAAGAGGUCAGAUACCACAGAUUCUUUAUUACAGCACUCCUCAAGAUACUGAAAGUGUACAAAACUCUCGUGAUUUAGCUGAGCUACAGGCUAGGCGUAAUGCUUUAGCAAUUUGUAAUUCUAUUGUGAAAACAGCUGCUAAACUGUUUAUAAAAGCGCAGUCAGUUGACGAUAAUGAUGUUCUGUGUGCAUUUGGUACAUCACAUGUAGUCACUAUGCUUCUACCCCUCAUUUUUGCUCAUUUGGGUCCAGUAGCAACUUCAGAUCCCCGGGUAUAAUUUGCUCGACAUGUUUA
Messenger RNA from Stegodyphus dumicola, 6057 nucleotides. RefSeq names its product MYC binding protein highwire (gene hiw). NCBI's taxonomy places the organism in Eukaryota, Metazoa, Arthropoda, Arachnida, Araneae, Eresidae. Gene Ontology annotation, cellular component: plasma membrane; nucleus. The record is from RefSeq and is a predicted model, not a curated record. Gene Ontology annotation, biological process: regulation of synaptic assembly at neuromuscular junction; axon guidance. Gene Ontology annotation, molecular function: ubiquitin protein ligase activity.